This is a messenger RNA of Drosophila ficusphila, 412 nucleotides long. RefSeq names its product protein new-glue 1-like. The transcript has a single exon. The coding region runs from base 91 to 366 and encodes 91 amino acids. The record is from RefSeq and is a predicted model, not a curated record. Lineage: Eukaryota; Metazoa; Arthropoda; Insecta; Diptera; Drosophilidae.
AAUCAAUCACAACACUCGAUACCACCAUUUCGAAACAAUUAAAAGUUUCUUCCAUUAGCGGUCUCCGAGAAUUCUAAACGAUAUCUAAAGAUGAAGUACCUCUUCGUUGUUGCCCUUAUUGCCUUGGCCAUUCAGUGUGCCUACUGCGCAACCGGAACAACUACAACUACAACAACUACAACAACCGCUGCCUCGACCACAACAACAACCACAGAUGCAACAACCACUACAACAGCCUCUUCCACCCACAAGAAGCGUUGUUGGAAGGGCAACAACUGGUGCCACACCAGGAUUCCCAAUAAGAAGUGCAAGCACCCAAGAAGGUGCCACAAGACCGUCGUUAUUGUAACUCACAGGAAAAAUUAAUCGAAACCCUUGCAAAAUAAAAUAAAUAUUUCGAAAAAAAACUUAA